GAACAACUGGCAAAACAAGUCGUCUUUGACAUAAUUGCUUGAUUUUGGACGCCAUGGUGAAACAACGACGCAUCAGAGCUCAUCCCUGUUGCACAGCUGUUGCGCCUCUUUGUUGCAGGAGAGAACCAUUAAAGACUCUGACAGAACCAGCCAUCUUUGCCAGAGAGACCAGCUGUGAAUGUCGUGCCCCCCAUGAGAAACUCACCAUCGCUCAGGCCCGCAGAGGUACACCAGUGGACCGACCAGUCAGAGUCUACGCAGAUGGCAUCUUUGACCUGUUCCACUCUGGCCACGCUCGUGCUCUCAUGCAGGCCAAAAACCUCUUCCCCAACACCUACCUCAUAGUAGGAGUGUGCAGUGACGAGCUCACCCAUAAAUACAAGGGUUUCACAGUCAUGACGGAGACCGAACGAUAUGAAGCGCUGAGACACUGCCGUUACGUCGACGAGAUCUUGAGAGACGCCCCCUGGACUCUCACCCCUGAGUUCCUGGAGAAACACAAGAUCGAUUUUGUGGCUCAUGAUGAUAUCCCAUACUCCUCAGCAGGAAGUGAGGAUGUUUAUAAACACAUCAAGGAGGCAGGGAUGUUUGUACCCACACAGCGGACAGAAGGAAUAUCAACAUCUGAUUUGAUCACAAGAAUAGUCAGAGACUAUGACGUCUACGCACGGCGCAACCUUCAGCGUGGCUACACGGCCAAGGAGCUGAACGUCAGCUACAUUAAUGAGAAGAAGUACCGGCUGCAGAACCAGGUGGACCGGAUGAAGGAGAAGGUUCGAACAGUCGAGGAGAAGAGUAAACAUUUUGUUUAUCGCGUGGAGGAAAAGAGCGCUGACCUCAUUCAGAAGUGGGAGGAGAAAUCCAGGGAGUUUAUUGGCAACUUCUUGGAGCUGUUUGGGCCUGAUGGGACUUGGAAACAAGUGUUUCAGGAACGCAGUGGGCGGAUGCUCUCCUACGCUCUGUCUCCCAGAGAGUCGCCAUGCAACAGUCCUCCCCGCGAACUGUCCCCUCUACGUUCCCCCUCGCCCCCUUCUCCCCCGGCCCGCUGGCACAAUGCACGCCCCUCGCCACCAACCUCCCCUAAAGGAGCCUCUGCCUCGAUGAGCAGCAUGAGUGAAGGUGAUGAAGAUGAGAAGUAGACGGACACAUGUACACAUACUCACACCUCACCCACUGCCUGAGAACUGCUCACACCUACAAACACACACAACACUGUCCUACAAACAUCGACUGGAUAAAGAAACUGUUCUCUUUUAGGAAGUUCCUAAAAUGCAAGGCAGAGGGCGAUCAUGGGAAAUGAAGUUCUUUGCUGCUGAACUCAGAAGCCAUCACUCUCUCUGUUUUUUGGGGAACCAAGGAGACAGAAAAGGAUUACUGUAUACAGCGUCACAUAUCAUCAACCCCCAGAAUGCUUUGCAGCAUCUUUCGGGGAGGAUUUUAUUGGGAUGGCCCGACGCUUACAGAAAAUUUCCUAUAGCCUGCUCAUAAUGUCAAGUCUUUGUUCUGAUUCUUCCUUUGUUAACGUUUUUUUAUUCUAAUUUGCCAAGAUUUUUUUGUAACUACUGUGAACACAAUGUAUAAAAAGGCACACAGAAAUAUAAGACAGGUCGUAUAAGUGAGUAGGAACUGGUUUAAUUCAUCACUUUGUGCUUGUUGUACUGAGAGUAUGGAAUGCAGGAAAAUACACCACACAUGCUAGAUAGUAGAUUUUAUUUGUUGGACAACCUCUCCUCUUGGCACUUGAAUACAAAGUAACUAGUUUGCACAGUUUUGUCUAAAUGAUUGGCAAGAUUUUUAAAAAUCAGUGAACCGCAAUCUUUGAUCUACUUGUGACCACUGAAUUGGAUUUAAACUAAUCCCUAAAAAACAGGUGGAAAAGCAAAGAGAGUAAGACCCUUACGAUUCAAAACUUUGGCUGCAUUUAAUCUGUAAAAUACCUGUGAAAUAAUACCAAAACUUGAUUGUGACUUUUAGCCUCUUGAAUGUAAACUGAAUUCUUGAAAUCACCCUAGUUUAUGCUUAAAUGCAAUAAGAAACUCACAGAACAGUCACCUCUUCCACCACAGAGAUAUCAUACCUCACUGUUAACAUACUCUCCCCUCCAAAAGUGUUGGGACAGUGAGGCUAAUUCCUUUAUUUUUGCUGUAGACAGAAAACAUUUGAGUUUGAUAUAAAGAAAAAAAAGAAUAUGAGAUUAGAGCUCACCAUUUCAGCUUUUAUUUCCAGGUAUUUACAUCUGGAUCUAAUACACAACCUAGAAGAUAGCAUAAUUUGAAACGGAGGGGUUACUCCCCUCAGUCUCCUUUUUAGCAGGUAAAGUGCAUGCUCUAUAGCAGUCUUCCCCAACCUUUUUUUUAGUUGAGCCCCCACCUCACAGAUCUAAAAGAGAGUCGUGUUGCUGUCAAAAAUACACAUCAAUUUUAAUUGUUUUCAUUGUUUAAAGCUGGAAAUUGCCCAAAACACAACAUUUAUUACCAAAAGACCAUUUUAUAAACAUGAAUGUAGAUAGCUUGAGUGAAUCUACUUUUAAUGACCUGAGAGCAGACAGACCCUCAUGACCCCCCAGGAAAAAUCUCUCCUUUGUUGUUUUGGCAGUGUGUUUUGGGUCUUUCUUUUGCUGCAUGAUGAAGGAUCUCCUAAUCAGUUUGGUUGCAUCUUUCUUUAAGUUGGCAGACAAAAUGUUUCUGUAGACUUCUGAGUUAGUUUUGCUACUGCCAUCAUGUGUUACAUCAGCAGUCAAUACAUCAAGAGUAGUAAGCCUGUCCAAGAAGGAGCCAUGCAAGCCCAAGCCAUAUCAAGGUUAAUAUUUGCCUCAUCAGUCUAUAAAAUAUUGUACCAGAAUUUCUUUUACUUUUAGGCAAAUUCCAGCCUGGCCUUCUUAUUCUUUUUGCUAUUGAGUGGUUUGCAUCUAAAGGUGUAGCCUGUGUACUUUUGUCCAUGAAGUCUUCUGCCAACCGUAGAUGGUGAUACCUUCACUCCUGUGGUCAGUAGAUGGUGAUACCUUCACUCCUGUGGUCAAUAGAUGGUGACACCUUCACUCCUGUGAACAGUAGAUGGUGAUAUUUUAAUUUCUGUGUACAGUAGAUGGUGAUACCAUCACUCCUGUCAACAGUGGAUGGUGAUACCUUCAUUCCUGUCAACAGUAGAUGGUUAUACCUUCACUCCUGUGAACAGUACAUGGUGAUACCUUCACUACUGGCAACAGUAGAUGGUUAUACCUUCAUUCCUGUCAACAGUGGAUGGUGAUACCUUCAUUCCUGUCAACAGUAGAUGGUGACACCUUCAUUCCUGUCAACAGUAGAUGGUGAUACCUUAAUUCCUGUCAACAGUUGAUGGUGAUACCUUCACUCCUCUCAACAGUGGAUGGUGAUACCUUCACUCCUGUCAACAGUAGGUGGUGAUACCUUCAUUCCUGUUAACAGUAGAUGGUGAUACC
Molecule: messenger RNA, 3436 nt
Organism: Cheilinus undulatus (humphead wrasse)
Lineage: Eukaryota; Metazoa; Chordata; Actinopteri; Labriformes; Labridae
Gene: pcyt1ba
Product: phosphate cytidylyltransferase 1B, choline a
Exons: 8
Coding region: 54-1139 (361 amino acids)
Biological process (GO): CDP-choline pathway
Molecular function (GO): phosphatidylcholine binding; choline-phosphate cytidylyltransferase activity
Source: RefSeq, a predicted model, not a curated record